GUUCGUUCAGCUGGCUGGAGCUGCGAACGAACGGUCAUGUGCUCCUAAAUCCUUGGGGUGCCCUGGUCGCCGAACCCUUCCGUCCCCGCCGUUGUCUCGCUGGAAUUGAGCCAAGCAACCCCUCCGCCAUGGCGCACGCGGCCGCCGCCGCCGUGCUGCUACGUCGUCCGCUCCUCUUCCUCAAGGAGGCCCGCCUCCUGUCCUCACUCGCGGCGCCCUUACCUGGCCUCCGCCGCCACCCGCGCGCCCUCCGACCCGCAGGCCGCCCCUUGCCCUCCGAUGCCGAGGACGACACCGACGAUCCAGACGCCGGUGCCGGCGCCGAGUCCUUCAAGAAGAGCCGCAACGAACUGAAGCGGGAGGCCCGCCGCGCCGUGAAGUGGGGGAUGGACCUCGCCAGCUUCUCCCCGCCUCAGAUCAAGCGCAUCCUCAGCGCCGCGUCGCUGGAGCGCGAGGUGUUCGAUGCGCUCAUGCUCGUCAAGAAAUUUGGGCCGGAUGUGCGGGAAGGAAAGAGGAGACAGUUCAAUUACAUCGGAAGACUUCUGCGCAAUGCACAACCAGAAUUGAUGGAUACUCUAAUACAGGCUUCCAAGGAUGGAGAUGAGAGCAAGUUACAUGCCUUACUUAGUGAAGGUACAUUGUUGGUGGAAGAGGAGGAAGUCGAGGACCUACCUGAUGAACAAGAGGACAAUCAAGAGUAUAUCAAAAUUGCAGAUAGAUGGUUUGAUGGCCUCCUUUGCAAAGACAUUUCAGUUACUAAUGAAGUUUACUCUGUCCAUAGUGUUGAAUUUGAUCGUCAGGAACUGCGAAAGCUUGUGAAGAGAGCUCACAUGGUCCAAGAAAGCACACACAAUAAAGAUGGGGAAGAUUCUAAUGUGAAGCUUUCUGGAGCAAAGAAAACACUUAUGAGGUUCCUUCGUUCCCUAGCAAAGGAGGCUUAUGCUGCAUAGGCUAUGUUUUGUUUAAGCUUCAAGCUACCUAUGGAAUGUCUCAAGGAGGACAGUGAAAAUCACAUUGAAUCAGUUGCCUAGUAGACCAUGCCAUAUUGUGCGGCCGUAGCUUUUACUCAUCCACCUGCAAUUUUUGGAGCUUUACUGAAGAAAUAGCAACUGUGCUGGUGAUUUUGGAGUUAGUAGUUGUAGAUAGAUCUGAAUCACCAUGUCAUGGCAAGGGAGGAGGGAUUAACAGUUUAUUUCUGAUGCUAAAUGUGAGGGUUCAGAUGUCAUAUAACCAGGGAAGAUGCUUUGGUGUGAAAUCAAGAUGCUGGUAGCAAUAAUAUCUGAUUCACAGCGUGGUGCCAUUUGUUUGGUUUACAGGAAGUUGGGUGUCAUUUUAUUUUGCAAAGGAUUUGUAUUCACCGCUUCUUGAGUCCAAAUCUCAUCAAGAUUCAAAUUGUUUUUUGGCCAUGUAAUGUAAUUAAAAGACCUACCCGUAAAACAUUAUUAGUACUGUAUAUCCGAAGUGACUUUUCACAAGGUUUUGUUUUUUAUUUGAAGAAACUUUGGUCCGGACUCA
Messenger RNA from Sorghum bicolor (sorghum), 1515 nucleotides. Its product is annotated as UPF0307 protein PMI3641. Lineage: Eukaryota; Viridiplantae; Streptophyta; Magnoliopsida; Poales; Poaceae. The coding region runs from base 129 to 950 and encodes 273 amino acids. The record is from RefSeq and is a predicted model, not a curated record. The transcript has 6 exons.